Molecule: messenger RNA, 930 nt
Organism: Sitodiplosis mosellana (orange wheat blossom midge)
Lineage: Eukaryota; Metazoa; Arthropoda; Insecta; Diptera; Cecidomyiidae
Product: protein obstructor-E
Exons: 4
Coding region: 91-852 (253 amino acids)
Cellular component (GO): extracellular region
Molecular function (GO): chitin binding
Source: RefSeq, a predicted model, not a curated record
UCCUUUUGCAUCAAUCGAAACGUAAUCGUGGUCAGUUUUAAGUGAGCUGUCGACCAAUUCAGACGCGUUCCAACGAAAACACCUACAACAAUGAAGCUCAUCUCUUCAGCUAUUUUACUUGUUGCAUUCUUUUGCUAUCAAAGCUUCGGUGUCCAGCGGAGACGCAAAGAAGUGCAACCACAAUACUGGGCUGGACAAUGCUUAGAGAAGAAUGCUCGAUACGCUGUGGCCGAACAAUGCGAUAAAUACGUUGAGUGCGACGAUGGAGAAUCUGAAGAAAAAUUGUGCUCAGACGGAUUAUUGUUCAAUGAUAAGGCUGGCAUCUAUACUGACCCAUGCCAAUAUCCAAUUGACGUUAACUGCACCACACGUUCUCGCAUCCAACCAGCUCAACCAACAGAGGAAUGUCCACAUCAAUUUGGAUAUUUUAAAUUGGGUGACCGAGCCAACUGCGGUGAAUUCUUGAACUGUGCCGAAGGACGUGGUUACAAAUUGGCCUGUCCACUUGGAUUGGCCUACAACCCAGCAAAUUAUCAGUGCGAUUGGCCAGAUCUUGUUGAAGACUGUGACCCAGAAGCUUUUUUGCGAUACACAUGUCCACCAGAGACCCGUGUCGAAGGCUUCGGUCCAGGACAAACCAAAUUCUACCGAUCAGAUGAUUGCCAACGGUAUUUCUCGUGCAACAACGGUCAUCCACGUUUAAACGUUUGCGGAGUUGGUAGCGCUUUUGAUGAAUCAUUGAACCGUUGCGAAGCCGCUCAAAAUGUCACCGGUUGCGAGCAUUUGGCUAUCCCAGAAGAAGAAGCGGAGAAAGAACCAAUUUACUUGAAAACUUUGAAAAUCAGAAAUUAAUAUUAAUUAAUCGAGUAUUAAGGCAGUUGGUAAUGUGUCGAUAAAUAAAACAAAUUUACUACUGAAAUUCAAAAGAAA